Molecule: messenger RNA, 1264 nt
Organism: Zychaea mexicana
Lineage: Eukaryota; Fungi; Mucoromycota; Mucoromycetes; Mucorales; Lichtheimiaceae
Exons: 2
Coding region: 454-1113 (219 amino acids)
Source: RefSeq, a predicted model, not a curated record
UUUUUUUUGCGCCUAACAAUUACGGCCGUGUUUUGCAGGAUAUGAUCCAAAAUUACACCAGCACCCCUACCAGCUCAAUGCAGCAGUACUACGUCCAGCUCACCAUGUUCUUUGCCGAGACCACGUUCUCUACGGGUGGUCAAGCAGAUGGGGAUGGCAGUGGUAGCAAUGGUGGUGACGAUGGACGUAGCGACAUGUGGACCGUUUUUACUGGCGAGCGCGGGUACCUUGCUUACCUGAUUGCAGCAGGUGCUGCGCUGAUUUUAGGUAAACAAGAAGAAGAAAAAAAAAGAAAGUACGAUGGGAGCAUUUCUCUCUCUCAUAAUAAGAUAAUACGAAAUUCUCACAUUUCCAGUUGCAGGUGUGGUGCUUCUACGAUGGUGCCGCUCCCCUCGCAACGAUGAAAGCUACCCACCACGUAAUGCAUUAGAAGCGGCAGAGAACGGUAUUUAUAUGCAGCCCACAGGUCAAGCAGGAGCGACAGCAGGAGAUCGACGACGUAAGAUGUCCUUGACCAAGUUGAAUGAUAUGUGCCCUGUACAAUCACUGGUCACCGACGAAAUCAGAACCAAAAAUUCCGUGUGUGCAAUUUGCUUGGAAGAACUUCAAGAAGACGAUCUCGUGCGCGUUUUACCUUGUGGCCAUGGCUUUUGUGUUGCCUGUAUUGAUGUAUGGCUGACAAAAAAGUCUUGCCUGUGUCCGAUAUGCAAGUAUGAUUGUGAUCCACCCGAAGAAUCUGCGACAGACGGGCAAGAAGUCGAACACGAACAGCAGCAGCAGCAGCAUCCUCGAGGGAGCGUUGAUCUUGGUAAUCCAAGUGCAACUGAACCCCAUGAGACCGACAGGACACCUGAAACAGCUGCUGCUACAGUGGCUGACAGCUCUCACUCACGACCACCUCACAUUGCACAAGAAGCACCUUUAAUAGCGCCACCGUCAUCGUCAUCAUCAUCAUCAUCAUCAGAACCGUCAACCUCUUCCCCUGCUGCCAAUACCGAAAGCUCGAAUAAUACUGCCACUGAUAGGAGCACUGCUAUAGCACAAUCUUCUACGAGUAAUAUUGUUGCUGACACUUCUUCCGAAGCCAAUAACAGCCAGGAGAAACAACAAUAGCAUCCGCUCUCUUACUUUUUAUUAUAUGUACCAUAUUCAUGUUGAUAAUCUCUAUAUUACUCUGUAAUACUUAUUGCAAGUUGUUGUUCUAAGUUUCAACCACAUCUUAUAUGUAUAUCGCUUCUUUAUCACUAAUAAUUUAAAUCAAACC